Molecule: messenger RNA, 3173 nt
Organism: Diachasma alloeum
Lineage: Eukaryota; Metazoa; Arthropoda; Insecta; Hymenoptera; Braconidae
Exons: 10
Coding region: 60-3173 (1037 amino acids)
Molecular function (GO): UDP-glycosyltransferase activity
Source: RefSeq, a predicted model, not a curated record
UUUACAUAAUCUCCACAUUAAAAUUUUUCCUUUUUGCCUGAAGUAAAAACACUUGGGAAAUGUCAUUCAUAAGAUUGCUCUCCCUGAUCGCGUCGAUAUUAAUUAUUCACAAUGAAACCGUUAGUGCAUUGAGAGUCCUCGCGAUAUACCCUUUCGCCGGCAAGAGUCAUUCCAUCGGAGCCGAGCACCUGCUCAAGGAAAUGACGCGCAGGGGUCACAGUGUCGACGUCGUCUCCCAUUUUCCCCAGAAAGAGCCCAUACCUAAUUAUCGUGACAUCAGCCUCCGAGGAUCACUGCCAAUAUUCGCGAAUAAUGUUACGUACGACAUGAUCACAGAAUACAGUAUCAUGCAGCCGAGGGAGUUUGUUGAAUUAGCAGGGAUCAGUGUGUGUGAACUACUGGGUCUUCCUGUUCUUCAAGAGCUGAUGGAGAAGCCCAAGGGAACUUACGACGUUAUAAUCGUUCAUUUAUUCGCUGCUCACUGUUACAUCGGAUUCGGUCAGAAGUUGAAUGCUCCAGUGGUCGGGGUCGUAACAUCCAGAUUGCAGGACUGGUUGUUCGACCCUUUCGCGAAUCCUCUGAAUCCGUCAUACAUACCGAGCUUUUUCUCAACGUUCACGCAACACAUGACCUUCUGGGAGCGAUUGCAGAAUACAUUGAUUACUGAUAGCACUCGUCAUCAAUUCAGAUAUUGGUUGGAGGCCGAGAGUCUUCAGGUGGAGAAAUAUUUUGGCAGGAGGAUUUCAUCGCUCUAUGAGCUGUACAAGGAUGUGUCCUUAGUUCUCGUUAAUGAGCACUUCAGUUCGAAUGACAUCAAGCCUGCGACACCAGACAUCAUCGACGUUGGUGGACUGCAUAUUUAUGAUAAUACUCAGCAGUUAACGCCUGAGUUACAAGAUUGGUUGGACGGGAGUACCGAGGGCUGUGUAUCUUUCACGUUCGGAUCGAACGUGAUCAUCGAAUCCUUUCCCAAGGAAUUAUUGAAAGCAUUUUAUCAGUCCUUCAAGAGAAUCGCACCAGUACGAGUGCUGAUGAAAGGUGAUCCCAAAGCUCUUGUCAAAGAUUUGCCGAAAAAUGUCAAGAUAUUACCGUGGAUUCCGCAGAUAGCUGUGCUGAAACAUAAGAACGUCAAGGCAUUCAUAACUCACGGCGGCCUCCUGGGAACUCAGGAAGCUAUUGCUCACAAAGUUCCAAUGAUCGGUAUUCCUCUUUUCGGUGAUCAAUAUACAAAUAUGCAAAACUAUGCAAAUAGAGGAAUCGCCGUGGUUCUGGACGUGAAAACCCUCAACGAGAAUUCACUCACUAAUGCGAUUAAUACCGUUCUGAAGGAUCCAACUUACAGGAAAAAUAUUGCGAAAAUGUCGGCCCUCUUCUGGGAUCGCCCGAUGAGUCCUGUGGACACGGCCAUUUACUGGAUUGAAUACGCAGCGACACAUGGGCCCGUCUUGAAAUCACCAGCAACUGAGUUAUCCUGGUGGAAAUUCUACUCGUUAGAUGUUUAUGGUUUCAUGUUAAUGUGUAUUCUCACAAUUAUCUACACAAUCAUCAAACUGAUCACGCUGCUGUGCAGGUGCAGUCGCACACAGAGAAAAAAACAUCGCGACAAAAUGUCAUUAAUAAAAUUACUCCCCCUAUUUGCAUCACUGUUGAUUAUUCAGAAUGAAAAUGCAAGUGCACUGAGAGUUCUUGGAAUUUUUCCAUUCCCUGGCAGGAGCCAUACGAUUGAUGUCGAACAUUUGCUCAAAGAAAUGUCCCGCAGGGGUCACACUGUUGACCUCAUCUCCCAUUUUCCUCAGAAGAAGGCGUUACCGAAUUAUCGUGACAUCAGUCUCCGAGGAUCACUUCCAAUGAUCGCGAAUAACGUGACAUUUGGGAAAUUUAAGACUUUCAAUUCAAUCGGGCUGGAGCGAUUCAUAAAAGUUACAGGGACUGAUGUGUGUGAUUUACUGGAUCUUCCCGUUCUUCAGAAGUUGAUGGAGACACCCAAGGGGACUUACGACGUCAUCAUUGUUGAAUUGUUUGUCUCCCACUGUUACAUUGGAUUCGGGCAGAAAUUGAAAGCUCCAGUGGUGGGGUUCGUAACGACCAAAUUAGCGGAUUGGCUCUUUGCCCCCUUCGCGAUUCCGCUGAAUCCGUCAUACAUGCCGAGCAUGCACUCGGGUUUAAAUCAACGAAUGACCUUCUGGGAGAGAUUGCAAAAUACGUUGCUGAUUGAUAGUAUUUGUAUUCAAUUUGAUCAUUACUUGAAGGCCCAGGUUCCUCAGGUAGAGAAGUAUUUUGGCAGGAGAAUUUCAUCGAUCGAUGAGUUGUAUAAUGAUGUCUCCUUAGUUCUCGUUAAUGAGUACUUCAGUACGAAUGAUAUCAAACCCGCGACGCCAGACAUUAUCGACGUCGGUGGACUACAUAUUUAUGAUGAUCCUCAGCAAUUGACGCCUGAGGUACAAGAUUGGUUGGAUGAGAGUACUGAGGGCUGUGUAUAUUUUACAUUCGGCUCCACUGUGAACCUCGAAUCCUUCCCCAAGGAAUUAUUAAACCCAUUCUAUCAGUCCUUCGAGAGGAUUGCACCAGUACGAGUGCUGAUGAGAGGUGAUCCCAAAUUUCAUCUCAAAGAUUUGCCGAAAAAUGUCAAAAUAUUACCGUGGAUUCCGCAGAUAGCUGUGCUGAAACAUAAGAAGGUCAAGGCAUUCAUAACUCACGGCGGCCUCCUGGGAACUCAGGAAGCUAUUGCUCACAAAGUUCCAAUGAUCGGUAUUCCUCUUUUCGCUGAUCAACAUAAUAAUAUGCGAAACUAUGAAAACCGGGGAAUUGCAGUGGUUUUGGACCUGAAAACCCUCAACGAGAAUUCACUCACUAAUGCGAUUAAUACUGUCCUGAAGGAUCCAACUUACAGGAAAAAUAUUGCGAAAAUAUCGGCCCUCUUCUGGGAUCGCCCGAUGAGUCCUGUGGACACGGCCAUUUACUGGAUUGAAUACGCAGCGAGACAUGGGCCAGUCUUGAAAUCACCAGCGACUGAGUUAUCCUGGUGGAAACUCAACUUAUUAGAUGUUUAUGGCUUCAUGUUAAUGUGUGUUCUCGCAAUUAUCUACACAAUCAUCAAACUGAUCACACUGCUGUGCAGGUGUGCUAGUGGAACUCAUUCGAAAAAUGUCUCGAAGGCCAAGAAACACAGAUGA